Messenger RNA from Oryza brachyantha (malo sina), 1447 nucleotides. RefSeq names its product novel plant SNARE 12-like. Lineage: Eukaryota; Viridiplantae; Streptophyta; Magnoliopsida; Poales; Poaceae. The record is from RefSeq and is a predicted model, not a curated record. The coding region runs from base 281 to 1228 and encodes 315 amino acids. The transcript is spliced from 9 exons. Gene Ontology annotation, molecular function: SNAP receptor activity; SNARE binding. Gene Ontology annotation, biological process: retrograde vesicle-mediated transport, Golgi to endoplasmic reticulum; vesicle fusion. Gene Ontology annotation, cellular component: Golgi apparatus; late endosome membrane; SNARE complex.
ACGUCGUCGUUGCGCCAGAUCGAUUCUAUUCUAAACCCCAGCUAAUACGCCAUUCGCCGCACGCCGCCACGGAGCCAAGCCCUAGGCUCCUCUCCUCUCCUCCCUUCUCCUCCCCUCCCCGGCUGCUCCCCCAAUUCCUCUCCCUCUCCUCCGCCGCUGGUCCGUCCCGAUCGUGAUGGCAUCCCCGUGAGUGUGAAGUGUCGUGGGUUCGCCGCCAGUGCUACUCCAGUAGCAGUAGGGUUUGGGCGGCCGGGGGUGGGGGGCACAGGGGUUUGCCCCCAUGGCGAGCGACGUGCCCAUGAGCCCGGAGUUGGAGCAGAUCGACGGCGAGGUCCAGGACAUCUUCCGCGCGCUCCAAAAUGGAUUUCAAAAGAUGGACAAGAUUAAAGAUUCAAAUAGGCAAGCUAAACAGCUGGAGGAUCUCACAGCAAAAAUGAAGGAGUGCAAGCGCUUGAUCAAAGAGUUUGAUCGUAUACUGAAAGAUGAAGAGUCGAACAACCCUCCUGAGGUCCACAAGCAGCUAAAUGACAGAAAGCAGUAUAUGAUCAAAGAGUUGAAUUCCUAUGUUACCUUGAGGAAGACAUAUCAAAGUAGCCUUGGUAAUAAUAAUAAGAGAGUUGAGCUCUUUGAUAUGGGUGCUGGAAGUAGUGAACCUGCUGCUGAGGACAACAUUCAAAUGGCAUCAGCUAUGUCAAAUCAACAGCUAAUGGAUGCUGGAAGAGAACAAAUGACUCAGACUGAUCAAGCUAUUGACCGUUCAAAAAUGGUUGUGAUGCAAACUAUUGAAACUGGAACUCAAACUGCUUCAGCAUUAACACAGCAAGUAGGUCUUAUUUUGCAUUACAUACUACAGGAUUUUCUUAUCACAUGCUUCUAUUGGCAAUCUGGUAUACUUGUGCUGUUAGUAGGCAAUCUGGAACAACAAAUCUAUUUUUCUUUGCAGACAGAACAAAUGAAGAGAAUUGACAAUGAGUUGGAUUCUGUUCACUUUUCAUUGAAGAAGGCAAGCCAGCUGGUGAAAGAGAUUGGCCGUCAGGUUGCAACUGACAAAUGCAUCAUGGCAUUGCUUUUUCUGAUAGUUUGCGGUGUGAUUGCAAUUAUUGUUGUUAAGAUUGUGAACCCACGUAACAAGAACAUCCGCGACAUCCCAGGACUUGCUCCGCCUGCUCAAAAUUUCCAGAUUAGUAACAGGAGAUUGUUGUCGGUAGAAAUCUUCAGUGGCCUGUGAUGAUUGUGCUUGAAGUCUCAUGCAGGCGGAGCUCAGCUCGUUGCUUCAGAGUAGCUUAAUUGGCCAUAAGAUACUACGAUAUGCUGUAAAAAUUCUCUGUGUUUUGUAUAUUUAUCCACUGGCGUAUUAGAUAUUGAGUCGUAGAUUACUGCGUCGUGUUUGUAUACUCUCCGGCCUUUUGGUUGUGUGCAUAUGCAUUAUAGAGAUGGGAUCUUUUAC